CGGGAGUUUAAUAGACUAUGCCGUACUGAUUCCAAACAGAAUUAAGACUUGAGUGUAGGAUUGUUCUCCGGGUCGAUGAUUUGUUCAUGCCAAUCUCUUGGACCAGUACAGAAAUCAUGGUUGCUGUAAUUAUCUACAACCUUAGCUAUAUCUUAGUAGACACCAUAUUCUUACACAUUAAAGAAGGCAAGGGUAUGUUUGUCGUCGUAGAUGAGGGCGGUCGUUUUGAAGCGCUACUUGAUAAAGGUGUAGGUUAAUCACUAGCAAUAUGUGCACCACACACACGAAACCCCAUCUGAUAGGAUCAAUGAUUUACUCGAUGCUAGAUAUAAUGAGGUGUUAUCUAAGUGCCAGGGGCUUCCCGUGCUAUGCCCAUUUAGUAUCAAGCAAUGAGACCUGCUAACUACCUUUCCCACCCCAGCAACCUCCGAUGUGUGCUCCGAACGGCAGUAGGUAUCAUCCGCUUGGUAUACUCCGCGCCGGAUGUGGGGACGUCAUUGCGCCAAACAAUAUCCGUGGAUUAUCGUACUGCUAUCAGCGGAAAGUCCUUGGUCAUACUCGAUAGCGACGAGAGUAGGACCAAUCUUCCUGACGAUACGCCUUUAUCUGUCUUAUUUCUAUCUUUCGUAAUAGAAAUGGAAAAGCUCCGACGGAAAUCGACCUAACUGUCUUAUACACCUGGUUUUCAAGUGUGGCUUCACAUAAAGUCAAGGGGUAAACCCUUUAAAAUUAUUCGAGAAGUUAGGUCGUUAUGCUGACAUGAAUAAAACCAGGCCCUACCUUCGGCAUAUGUAGGGCUUACAGAAC
Messenger RNA from Daldinia decipiens, 807 nucleotides. RefSeq lists its product as uncharacterized. The coding region runs from base 390 to 665 and encodes 91 amino acids. Lineage: Eukaryota; Fungi; Ascomycota; Sordariomycetes; Xylariales; Hypoxylaceae. The transcript has 2 exons. The record is from RefSeq and is a predicted model, not a curated record.